AUGGCGACUGAUGUUACCGAAGAGAAUGCAGAAAUCGACAAAUUUGUCCAUAACUGGCAGGAUAUCAAGGCCACGUACGAGAAUCUCGCCAUCGAAGCGCGGAAGCGCUGCGAGGAAGGAUUGGUAGCUUUAAAGUGUAUUUUCACACACCGAGCGAAAUCAAUAGAUAGUCUGAAGAAGUCCAUUCAGCGUCGACAAACCGAUCGCAUGAAAGACGGCAAAGGACCGUACAAGGAUGCAGAUGAAAUUAAGCGGGACAUGGUCGAUCUCGCAGGUGUUCGGAUUGCCGUCUACUUCCCUGAUGAUCUAGAGCCGGUUGGAAAUUUUAUUCGCAAAGAAUUUCAAGAAACGCAGCCGGCAGUAGUUUGGGGGAGCCAUCAGAGUGGCGAUCGUAAUGGACGGAUUGGAACGCGAUUCAUGGGCUAUAAGGCCACUCACUUUCGCGUACAACUGCGAGACGAUGGCGACGGAAAGAACCGGACCAAGCCGGAGCUUUCAGGACGAACAGUGGAAAUUCAAGUCAUCACAGUCUUGAUGCAUUCUKGGGCGAACAUUCAUCACGAUCUCAUAUACAAGCCAUAUUCGGGAGACCUUACUGAAGAUGAGAGACACAUGCUCGACUUGGUCAAUGGCCUCGUGCAUGCUGGAGAGAUUGCUCUGCAGCAGCUUCAUAAAUUACUAGUUCAGCGACUCCAACGAUCUGACCGGAUCUUUGCAGACCAGUACGAGCUGGCCGCCUGGCUGAAGGAUUACGUUGAGACGAAUUUUCAAAGUUAUUUCGCGGUUCAGCCGCCGCGAAUGGAACAAUUGAAUCUCCUACGAGAGGUACUUCAACUUUUUGAGUUGGAUUCUCCGAGAAAGCUACAACCAUGCCUCCGAACAGUCCACGAACCGUACUUGGGAGCAGAAAGGAUAGUUACGUCUACUAUUAAGUCAAUUCUCGACGACAUGUUCUCGAGGGAAGACGAACGUGUAUUCCCACGUUGGGUAGAUCUAACGACCUGGGCCCUUCUACAAAUUUGUGUCCAGAAUAUCGUACCAUUGCCGCAGGGGAAUCCGUUUGAGAAUAUGCGGUUGAAGACAUUCAUCAUGAUCAAUUCGAUUACCUUAGCACUGCUCAUGGGCACGAAGCCACCGAACUUCCAUACAUUACAUUGGCCCUAUAUUGCAGAUGAAACGAAUCCCAAUUGGAUGUUGUUGCAUCUGGUUAACUUCCAAAGACCCACCGAAGGGAACAAUCAAACCAUCGACUAUCUGGAUCAAAUUUGGAAUAGCUAUCUGAAACGGUUGGAUUCUGAUAAAACUGAUCUCCGAGAUAUGCCUCCAGAGUCCAGCGACUCAAAUACGCUUCUCUGGGUUCUGUGCUGCUCGCUAGCUUCCCUCGGCUUAACCGCCAUCCCUAAAGACGUUCAGGGAGAUCCAAUGGAUACUUUCAUUUGGCCGGGAGUAUUCGGGUGGCCUUCACGCGAGGUGGAAGUGAGAUUCGGCAUUCCACCCCCACACCCCAUGCUGGGAUUUUAUUUGAACGGAGGUCCUCGCUCGGAACUGCCUGUGAAAAAACACUCAAAAGAUAGCCCGACGGGACAGGGUUCAUGGCAAUAUUCUCGAGUCUCGUUAACCAAGGUCAUGGCGGGUCAGCAGUGGGGGAGUUUACAACUUUGGUUUCAGGGUAUUCUUGAGGCUAGUUGGCAAUCCAAUAGGGGAAGGCAGGAUAAGGUGAAGAAUAAUGUUGCACAACCAUCACAAAACCAGCGUAUGAGUGAUGACCGGAAGGAAAUGGGAGUUAUGACACAGGGCGAUACGCGGAAAGAGACCCUCGAGAGAGUGGGACAAGAAAGAGUCGAAAGAGCAAGAUUGGACCGAGAUAGACUGGAGCAAGAGAGAUUAGAGGAGGAGAGACUGGAGGAAGAGAAAGUGGAGCAGGAGAAAUUGGAGAAGGAGAGAUUGGAGCAGGAGAGAUUGGAGCAGGAGAGAUUGGAGAAAGAGAGAUUGAAGGAGGAGAGAUUGAAGGAGGAGGGAUUGAGAAGAGAAUGGCUGAGCAGGGAAGACGAAGAACAAGCGAGAAACAAAGAGCAGCGGAGGCCCACUUUUACUUCCACCCCAAACACGAUGUUCUCUGGUGUCGGUGAUAUUCGUAUCUACGAUCAUCUGCCUACGUUGCGACAAUCUUAUAACGAUUUAUUACAACAAUUUAUCAGAAUGUUCAUUGGCUAUUCACAUUGGGAAGACGCAAAGCUGCGAAGCGAUACAUUGUAG
Talaromyces amestolkiae is the source of this 2256-nucleotide messenger RNA. RefSeq lists its product as uncharacterized. Bases 1 to 2256 code for a protein of 751 amino acids. The transcript has 3 exons. The record is from RefSeq and is a predicted model, not a curated record. Lineage: Eukaryota; Fungi; Ascomycota; Eurotiomycetes; Eurotiales; Trichocomaceae. Gene Ontology annotation, biological process: guanosine tetraphosphate metabolic process.